CAGAUUUAUUGAAAUGAGCGAUGAACGUCUUGGUAAAUAAAGGUUUAAUUCAAGUAGCUACGAGUUGCAUAUGAACUUGAAAAGAUGACAGAGGGAACGUGUUUGCGUAGAAGGGGAGGACCAUAUAAGACUGAGCCUGUGACGAAUCUCAGGCGUUGGAGGUUGAGUAAUGUAGAAGGCAGACAGACCUGGCGGUAUAUAGUGGAUUCAGAGAGCAUCGACAGACAGCAGAACAUGCUUGAAUGUCAUUCCCUGGGACUGGACACGUCUGAGUUUAUCUCUGAGUCUCCUCCUGCACAUACUGCAGUAGACGCUGCACUAAAGGGAAUGGAUUUCUUCAGCCGUCUGCAGACUGAAGAUGGCCAUUGGGCUGGAGAUUAUGGUGGACCACUUUUCUUACUACCAGGUCUGCUUAUAACAUGCCACAUCGCAAAGAUCCCUCUUCCAGAAGCAUGGAAACAGGAGAUGGUCAGAUACCUGCGUUCUGUACAACUGCCUGAUGGAGGCUGGGGCCUGCACGUUGAGGAUAAAUCCACUGUUUUUGGAACAGCUUUGAAUUAUACCAGCAUGAGAAUUCUAGGAGUUGGUCCUGAUGAUCCAGAUUUGGUCCGGGCAAGGAAUAAUUUACACAGCAAAGGGGGUGCAGUCUGUAUACCAUCCUGGGGUAAAUUUUGGUUGGCUAUCCUGAACGUAUACAGCUGGGAAGGAAUAAAUACACUCGUUCCAGAAAUGUGGUUAUUGCCUACCUGGAUGCCAGCACAUCCUUCUACCUUAUGGUGCCAUUGUCGGCAGGUCUAUCUGCCUAUGAGUUACUGCUAUGCAGUCAGACUGUGUGCUGAUGAAGAUGAUCUGGUGCUCAGUUUAAGACAGGAGUUGUAUGUUCAGGAUUACUCGACUAUUAACUGGCCAGCUCAGAGGAAUAAUGUAGCAGCCUGUGACUUGUAUACACCACACAGCACCUUGCUUACAGUUGCUUAUUUGAUGCUGAAUGCGUAUGAAGCUCAUCACAGCACAACACUGAGAGAAAAAGCAGGGAAGGAGCUCUAUGACCAUAUCAAAGCAGACGAUCGCUUCACUAAGUGUAUAAGCAUCGGCCCGAUUUCAAAAACUAUCAAUAUGUUGGUCCGCUGGUAUGUGGAAGGACCCACCUCACCUGCCUUCCAGGAGCAUGUGUCUAGGAUUCCAGACUACUUAUGGCUAGGUUUGGAUGGAAUGAAAAUGCAGGGGACUAAUGGAUCACAGCUAUGGGACACUGCCUUUACAGUGCAAGCAUAUCUUGAGGCAGGUGCCCAAAAUGUUCCCAGGUUUACGGAGUGUCUCAGACAAGCACAUCAUUUCUUUGACGUGACUCAGGUUAAAGAAAAUCCUCCAGAAUAUCAAAAAUACUAUAGGCAAAUGAACAAGGGAGGCUUUCCCUUCAGCACACGUGACUGUGGUUGGAUUGUUGCGGACUGUACAGCAGAGGGGCUGAAAUCUGUGAUGUUACUACAGGAGCAAUGCAGUUUCCUUAAAAAACUAAUUCCUAAAGAAAGACUCUUUGAUGCUGUCAAUGUGCUGCUAAGCAUGAGAAAUCCUGAUGGAGGGUUUGCAACGUAUGAGAGAAAGCGUGGAGGAAGACUGCUGGAGCUGCUAAACCCAUCUGAAGUUUUCGGUGACAUAAUGAUUGACUACACGUAUGUUGAGUGCACUUCAGCUGUAAUGCAGGCACUGAAACACUUCCACAAAGUAUAUCCUGAACACAGAGCUGAGGAGAUUAGGACAACUCUUCAGGAGGGGCUGGAUUUCUGCAGGAGGAUUCAAAGACAUGAUGGCUCAUGGGAAGGAUCUUGGGGAGUCUGUUUCACAUAUGGUGUCUGGUUUGGUCUGGAGGCAUUCGCAUGUAUGGGCCACACUUUUCAGAAUGGAUCUGUUUGUGUGGAGGUGAAGCAUGCAUGUGACUUCCUGCUGUCUAAGCAAAUGGAGGAUGGAGGUUGGGGGGAAGACUUUGAGUCAUGUGAGCAGCGACGCUACAUUCAAAGUAAAAACUCCCAGAUCCACAACACCUGCUGGGCUCUGAUGGCAUUGAUGGCUGUCGGGUAUCCUGAUGUCAGAGUAAUUGAGAGGGGUAUUCAGGUAUUGAUUGAUAAGCAGCUUUCCAAUGGAGACUGGCCCCAAGAGAAUAUUUCUGGAGUGUUUAAUAAAAGCUGUGCCAUCAGCUACACCACUUACAGGAAUGUUUUUCCUGUGUGGACACUCGGACGUUUCUCACGACUUUACCCCUGCAAUUCUCUGACUGGAAAGCUCAAGCUGUGAAUCUGAUGUUGUCGUAUCUGUGCUCCAAAUGAGCAGUAGUUGACUGUGCCUGAUCAAAGACAAUUCGUCUUUAAAACAAACCUGUUUGCUGCUCAUUAAAAAAGUAGGGAUUAUUGUCUAUAGAAGUCUAUAGAAUAUCUAAUAUCAAAGUCUAUAAAGUCUAUUAAUUUUUGUCUUCAUGUAAACAUUGAAAGAAGGCAUUACAUUUUGUAGAUAAUGUGAUUUUCAGUACUCUUCUAAUAAACAAUUUUAUAACAGUUUUGUGAUACAAUUCUUGGCUUUUAUGGCUAAGGUUUGCCAGUCCAUUUAAAUAAUGAAAAAAUAAAAUGUCCAUGUUUUAAUAAGG
Messenger RNA from Paramisgurnus dabryanus, 2638 nucleotides. It is a transcript of the gene lss, whose product is annotated as lanosterol synthase (2,3-oxidosqualene-lanosterol cyclase). Gene Ontology annotation, biological process: cholesterol biosynthetic process; triterpenoid biosynthetic process. Gene Ontology annotation, molecular function: lanosterol synthase activity. Gene Ontology annotation, cellular component: lipid droplet. The record is from RefSeq and is a predicted model, not a curated record. Lineage: Eukaryota; Metazoa; Chordata; Actinopteri; Cypriniformes; Cobitidae.